UGGACCACGCCCCCAGUGGAGGCCAACGCCAGGCUCCCGGAGGACCCGGGCACCAGGGGGCCCCAAGGAGGAGCUGCCCGCCUGGCAGGACCUCGGCUCUUGUCCGGCUGAUCUGCUGCCCGCUGGGGCUGUCUGGCUGCUCUCCCUGCUGCGUGAGCUCCUGAGAGCCACCUGGGCUGUUGCUUCAAAGCACUGCCUCCUCAUCAGAAUCACGGGGUGCAGGGCCCAGGCGUCUGCAUUUCCAACAGACACUCCAGGUGACCGUGGUGCCCGCGAGAGUUUGAGAUCCAUUGUUCUGAGACAGCAUCGGGAGCCCCCCUGUACUGCUGCAGCCCUGACUUCCUCUCCCAGGGACGAGGCCACCUGGAGAGGCCAGGACCAAGGAGGGAGCCCUGCUUUCGCCGAGGACAAGGACUCCCUCUUCUAGAGCAGCAUGUCAGAGGGGGCGGGCACCUUCCGCGUGGUCCCUGAGGAGGAGCAGGAGCUCCGUGGCCGGCUGGAGCGGCUUACAACCAAGGACCACGGUCCUGUCUUUGGCCUGUGCAGCAAGCUGCCCCCCCACACCUUGCAGAAGGCCAAGGACGAGCUGAACGAGAGGGAGGAGACUAGGGAGGAGGCGGUGCGCGAGCUGCAGGAGCUGGUGCAGCUGCAGGCGGCCUCGGGGCAGGAGCUGGCCUGCGCUGUGGCUGAGAAGGUGCAAGGCUGGGACAGCGCCUUCUUCCUGCGCUUCAUCCGCGCGCGGAAGUUUGAUGUGGGGCGCGCCUACGAGCUGCUUAGAGGCUAUGUGCACUUCCGGCAGCAGCACCCCGAGCUCUUUGACAGCCUAUCCCUGGAGGCGGUCCGCUGUACCAUUGAGGCCGGCUACCCCGGGGUCCUGUCCAGUCGGGACAAGUACGGCCGAGUGGUCAUGCUCUUCAACAUCGAGAACUGGGACUGUGAAGAAAUCACCUUUGACGAGCCUGUUCGCUUCCCGCCCAAGAUCUUGCAGGCCUAUUGUUUCAUCCUGGAGAAGCUCCUGGAGAACGAGGAGACUCAAAUUAACGGCUUCUGCAUCAUUGAGAACUUCAAGGGCUUCACCAUGCAGCAGGCUGCCGGGCUGAGGGCUGCGGAUCUCAGGAAGAUGGUGGACAUGCUCCAGGAUUCCUUCCCAGCACGGUUCAAAGCCAUCCACUUCAUCCACCAGCCAUGGUACUUCACCACGACCUACAACGUGGUGCGGCCCUUCUUGAAGAGCAAGAUGCUCCAGAGGGUCUUUGUCCAUGGAGAUGACCUCUCUGGCUUCUUCCAGGAGAUUGACAAGGACAUCCUGCCCACCGACUUUGGGGGCACACUGCCCAAGUAUGACGGCAGGGUCGUUGCUGAGCAGCUCUUUGGCCCCCGGGCCCAAGCCGAGAGCACUACCUUUUGAUGACAUCAUCGGCCAUCCAACCAGUAGUUAGCAUCCCUGGGCCUCGCCCAGGCUGUCCUGGACCCAGAAAGCCGGAAAAGGGCUCCGUGGGGUGACUGAGAUUCCCCUGACCCUCCCUAAGCUCGGGUGGGCUUAGGAGGACCCUCCCCCUAAGUUUGGGGGCAAUGAGGACGGCGGAGUUCAUUUGAACCAGCAGAACUGGAAGCAGUUCCAUUCCCAUUGACUUUGAGGCUUUGGGAUACUGGCGUGUGUGAGGUUGUUUCAAAGACUCUAAUCAUUCUUAGUGAUUUCCUUCCUAAUGGAGUUUUGCUACUUAAGAGUCUGUGAGGACAGGCAAGGAGGGAAUCUAAGAGCACGUGAUCUGGCAGGCACCACACCUCCGUGGCACCAUCCUGCAGUGGCCCGGUCGCCCCAGUCAGGCGCAGUCUGAUGCGUGUGCAGCGAUGAUGGCCAGGGCCCUGGACCUCCUUCCACGGUGGCGGCUGUGUCCCCUCCUUCUGUGUGUGGGAUGUCCACCAGACGCGCUCUUCAGACCUGCCCUGUGGGUGGUUUCACAGAUGGUGUCUUCUCAGCACUCUCAGUCCCCGAGUGACACAGUGAAAAUGCUUCUGUAUCUUCAGCCGCAGGCACUGGACAGCGAUGGACGUCUACUCUCCAGUUCUGCGUCGCGGGGGACAGAUAGUGGGCUGGCCAAAAAGUUCAUUUUGUUUUGUUUUUCUGUAAGAUGGUUCUAGUAGCGCCUAGUUGUCUUUAACGUCCUUUGAAACAAUUUUGUUAGUAUUGUGACAGCUGCCCUGUCGGCCUGUGUUUAAAAAAACUUAUCAAAAUCCGUAAA
This is a messenger RNA of Artibeus jamaicensis (Jamaican fruit-eating bat), 2243 nucleotides long. It is a transcript of the gene RLBP1, whose product is annotated as retinaldehyde binding protein 1. NCBI's taxonomy places the organism in Eukaryota, Metazoa, Chordata, Mammalia, Chiroptera, Phyllostomidae. Gene Ontology annotation, molecular function: phosphatidylinositol bisphosphate binding. The transcript has 9 exons. The coding region runs from base 434 to 1408 and encodes 324 amino acids. The record is from RefSeq and is a predicted model, not a curated record. Gene Ontology annotation, cellular component: membrane.